Messenger RNA from Equus quagga, 2257 nucleotides. RefSeq lists its product as uncharacterized. The coding region runs from base 1 to 1311 and encodes 436 amino acids. The record is from RefSeq and is a predicted model, not a curated record. The transcript has 3 exons. NCBI's taxonomy places the organism in Eukaryota, Metazoa, Chordata, Mammalia, Perissodactyla, Equidae.
AUGCGCGUCACUUCCGAGCCCUCCCCGUGUGCCCGGUGCUCUGCCUCAGCCCGCACGGCGCCCCCGGGCGGCCCGGAGGUCCCGCGGCUCGGGCGAGGGCGCGGCCGGCUGGGGGCGCGCGGGGCGGAGCGGCGCGGAGCUCACUCCCUGCCGCGGACGGGGGUCCCGGCGGGCCGGCCCGGGGUCUGUGCCGCCCCGCCCGGUCCGGCUCAGGGGCUGCAGGAACUCUGGAGGCCCGUGGGCCUUGGGGGCCCGGGGGUCGUGGCCGGCGUGGGCGCGCGCGGCCGCGGGGUCAAGCGCGGGCGGAGCUCCCGGACGGCGCGUCGCUUCUGCGCGUGCGCGGCCGCCGCCGCCUCUGCGCUUGGAAACCCUGGCCUCUUCUCGGUCGUCGCCCUCGCUCCCUCCCGUCUCCUCAAAGCCGCCUCCGUUUCCGUGAGGGCUGGCCCUGCGCUGGUCUCUGUGUCUCGGCUCCCUCUUUCGCGGCUCGCUCGCCGGCUGCUGUCUCGCCCUGACUGGAGCUGGUCCGCGCCGGCGGCCUCCGCCUCUCCGGACUUCCCUGGAGCUCUCGCUCAGCCUGUCCAGACUCCCUCCUUGUGGGCGCGUCGCCGGUCGCCCUGCGUGGAUGCCUCUGGUGAAGCAGACGUUUCCAGCCUGACGGUUCCGGUCAGCUCCGAACGGCCGCCCUGCGCGGCGGCGGAGGCGGCAGACGCAGCGCUUCUGAACAUCACGGGCCCUGGCCUCUUCUCCGCGGAGGUCGGCCCCCCCUCGCCGCGGAGCGCGGUGGCGGGGCGCGGCCCUGACGCCCCUGAGACCCCGGGAGCAGGGCUGAGCUGCCGCGCAGACUGUGCACCAGCGCGAUGGGCAAGGCAUCCCGGGGCAAAGGUGAGGGCACGCCGAGGGAGACAGGUCAGAGGACGAGUUCGAUCCCCAGAACGAGCGGCAGAGGAGAAGCCCGCGGACGGCAGGCCGUGGCGGCCGGCUCCUCUCAGCGCGGGAGGAGGCCGGCGGAGCGGGUGGGAGACGGCGCUCUGGAGUCCGACUGAGCGCGGAGCAUUGGGACGCUUACCGUCAGACAAGCAUGCCUCCUGUGUCUUUGUGGCGUUCCUAAAGGAAGCCUCUGCGAUCGUCAGGAUUUCCUGGCUACGAUCAUUUGCCAAACGGCAGCACAGCUCUGCACUGUUCGGAGGUUCCCAAAGGUGUGCGCAUGGUCACGGCUCUUCCUCGGGUACCUGUGCGCUCCUCAACCCCACCCACGUCCCCUCGCUCUUAUGUGACCUGGUCCACCUCCUUUUUGUUCAGUCCAGUACUUAGACAAGUCCAGUCAAUCCUUGGCUUGCGGCAGGCCACUAUCCUUUCUUUAGCUCUUAGCUCUAGGGAGUAAUUGAACAAUUUCUUACAUUUGUAUAGGACUUUAACAUUUACAAAGUGCUUUACUUUUUAGUGUCUCAGUAAUAUUCCCAACAACUUUCUGAUGUGACACUAAACUGAGAUUAGAGGCUUGCUUCUCCUUAAGGUCACACAGCACUACAUGGCAAACAGGAUUAGACCAAGCUGAGGACCAGGCCUCUUCAGCCAUCCCAUAAACAUUUAUAUAAAUGGUUUGUGGAGGAAACAGAAUUUUUUUACAUGCUAAUAACAAAUGUCAGUGUGUGAUUUUCUUGAUUUUAUGCAGAACAGUGAAGUCUACUUGUUCAUAUAGAACAGAAGAGAAACCAUUCAUUUAAAGAAAACAGAAAGAGGACACUUGACAAAGAGAAAGUGUAUUAACAUUCAUGUUGGAGAAUACAUGUGAGAGGAUUUUAUAAAUCCUGUCAAUGAAAAACUGACAGGUCUUUGAUAUUUUUACUAUUCUCCCAAGAGUUUGAAAUCCUAUUUGCAUAAAACACUUAAUAAACACUUGCCACCAUGAAGAGUUGAAGGCCCAGGUUCAUGUUCCAGUUCUGCACCUUACAAGCCACGGCACGUGAGCUUCAGCAAGUGACUCAACUCCUAUCCUUGCCUCCUCUUUUACAAAAUGGGGGAAAUAAUGCUCGCUCUCAGAGGAUUGUUUAUGGCGGCUAAUUAUGCAAAAGCAUAAGGCAUACAGUAAGAGGUAUUAAUAUAAUGAGUAUCAUUAAUAAAAUUUUAUUUGAAAACUUUAUCAGGUCAGUUACAAGGUAAUGAUCUGAGCAUUGCCAUAAAGUAUAUCAAAUCCCAAGUUUCUUAUCAGGGAUUCUCAGUUCCUAGGUGUGGCAAUAAAAUCAUCCUUUAGAGAGCA